Molecule: messenger RNA, 2467 nt
Organism: Alnus glutinosa
Lineage: Eukaryota; Viridiplantae; Streptophyta; Magnoliopsida; Fagales; Betulaceae
Product: myb family transcription factor PHL6
Exons: 9
Coding region: 798-2318 (506 amino acids)
Molecular function (GO): DNA binding; DNA-binding transcription factor activity
Source: RefSeq, a predicted model, not a curated record
AAAAUAAUGAUUUGGAGCAUCAGCCAACCAGAGGCAAAGGCAGAGAGGCUAACUGGCUAAGGCCAUCAGACAAUCAGGCAGCCGCAGCCGCAGCCGCAGCAGCAGCAGCAGCAGCGGCUUAGAUUUCAGAAAGACAUGCUUAUAUUAUUAUACAACAACGUCAGUACCGGAGUACAACAUUAAACACGUUAGAUUCAAAGUUGAAAGCCACAUGUAUACGCGCGCAUGCCAUUCUCUCUCCAGAGAAUUUUGAAGGACGAGAUCUAUCUUCAUUGUAAUACUCUGCAUAAUCUUUUCCAGGUCUUGAAUAUGUUUCUUUGUAUCCAUUAGUUGAUGAAUUGGAUUUGACAGGGUUCCUUUGGCCUUCAAGUCAAUGGUUUACUUUGUGGAUUUGAUCACUGCCUACAAUUAAAAAGAAACAGUUACUGGCUGAAUGUUUUUAGUUGUCUAAAGAAGCAAAUAUCAUGGAAAUACCCAGUUACUCUAUUGAAAGAAGUAGCGUAGCAGAAUCUUGUCCUUGAGAUGUGACUUCUUGUUUCUGCUUUUGGAGGAAGAGAAUUUUUCUUUUCCAUAGAGAUGUAGACUUUAUGUGACCGUUUUAGGUGAUCAUAACUUAAUUGAAACUUAAACUUUGAAUGCAUCUUUUAUUCCUUUUAAUGCACCGGUAUCUCAUGUUUGCUCAACACAAUGAAGCCUUAAAUUGUAAUCCUUGUAUCUAAGAUUAGUUCGAUCAGUUUCCAUCAUCAAAAUUCAUCUUUAGAGUCGUGCCAUAUUGCAUUUGUCAAUUUCAUAGGUGGAUGAAGGUUGGGCUGCCAUCUAAAACCAUGAAUCACAAUAGUAUAAUAUCUGCCAAACAAAGUGAUGCUACCAGAGGAGUCGCACAGUCAUAUUAUGGUACCCUCUCCCUGGUACAUAAUUUUUUGACUGUGGAAUCAGAAGGCAAAAGUUUAUCGGCUAGUGAGUGUUCAUCUUCACGUCCAUCACCUUUCAUACGAACAGAAUCUCUUAAUUCUACUCAUACACAAGGAUCUAGUGUCCAACCUCAAAAGUAUUUUUUAAAAUCUGGACCAAAUAGUCCUCUGUCUCCUGGUUCUCAUGUCCAAAAUUCUAGGAGCUCAUUUUCGCGUUCAUCCGUGUUCUGUACCAGUUUAUACCAGUCUUCUUCAUCAAGCUCUGAAGCCCAUUGGCAGCUUGGAAAUAUGCCUUUUCUUCCACAUCCUCCAUCCUACAACCAGUCCAUUUCUGCUGUUGAUUCAACAAAAGCUCCGUUGCUUUUCAGUGAGGAUAUAGACAAUCAAUAUGAUGAGGAGCAUUCAGAGGCUCUUAUGAGAGACUUUCUUAAUUUUCCUGGAGAUGCUUCUGAGAGUAGCCUUCAUGGUGUAAAUUGUGCAAGUGACGGUCUAGAAUAUACAGAGCAACUAGAUCUACAGUUUUUAUCUGAUGAACUUGACAUAGCCAUCACUGACCAUGGAGAAAAUCCCAGGCUUGAUGAAAUUUAUGAAACACCUCAAGCUUCAUCAAAACCAGCCAUAGGAUUGACAUGCAAUCAGAAUUGUCUCUCUGUGGUGCCAACUCUUGAUGAUCUUUCAAGUCAGCCAUCUCCUGGAUCAGCCACUGUGCACAAGCCAAGAAUGAGAUGGACGCCUGAGCUCCACGAGUCUUUUGUGGAGGCCGUGACCAAGCUUGAUGGGGCUGAAAAGGCUACUCCAAAGGGUGUAUUAAAGCUUAUGAAUGUCGAAGGUUUGACCAUCUAUCAUGUGAAAAGUCACUUACAGAAAUACCGACUUGCCAAGUAUAUGCCAGAGAAAAAAGAAGAGAAGGCGGCUUCUGGCUCUGAAGAAAAGAAAGCAGCCUCAACUAGCAAUGAAAGUGAUGGACGUAGAAAAGGGAGCAUUCAAAUCACUGAGGCUCUUCGCAUGCAAAUGGAAGUUCAGAAACAGCUGCAUGAACAGCUUGAGGUUCAAAGGGCCCUCCAGCUACGGAUAGAAGAACAUGCAAGGUACUUGCAAAAGAUCUUGGAUGAACAACAGAAGGCUGGCAUUGCUUUAAUCUCUCCUCAAACCUUGUCAUCACUGACUAAUCCAUGCGAAGAUCCGGAACUGCGGCCUUCUUCUCUGUCAGCUGGUGCGUCACCCCCACGUCCAGCUGAGUCUAAAACUGAUUCAUCUUCACCUCUACCAUCCAAGAAUAAAGCUAGCGAUGGUAGUGAUUUGAUGCCACAAUUGCACUCAAAAAGGCUCUGUCCGGAAGAGAAACAAGAAUCAGGUUCAGAAAAGACCACAGUUGUAGAUGCUGUGCCCCCCCCAAAAUGGCCUUAGCUGUUUUAAAUCUGUGAAUCCCAUGUAAACUUGUGACUGAAAUGAGAUUUGGUUGAUUUGUAUCUCAUAGACAUUUUUAGAUUUGGUUGAUUUGCAUCUCUUAGACAUUUUUACUGUUUUGGAAGGAAGGGAAAAUUAAUCUUUUUUGC